CAGCAUUAGGUUAUGUUGUUGCUGAACAUCCGACUUCUGCUUACCGCUGUGGACUAUAAUUAUUUUCGGUGCAUUUUACAUUCUAUUUCGAGUUAUAAUUCUCACAGUAAUUAGCUUAUUCACUUUCUCAAAAUGUGGUCAGCAUCUGAAUCAGUUUCAUGUUUUUGUAGAUUUAAACUGAGCGCUCUCACAGUAACAUAGAUCGGCCAUUGGUUCGGUGUGCUUUUUAAGCGGUGAUCAUCUUUUGGAGUUUUAUCAGUUCAUUUAAUCUUCAAGAUGGGUCGAAGAUCAAUCAAUACCACCAAGAGUGGUAAAUACAUGAACCCUACUGAUCAAGCAAGAAAAGAGGCAAGAAAGAAAGAACUUAAGAAGAACAAACGCCAGAGACAAUUGGUCCGAACGGCUGUUCUGAAAGGGAAAGAUCCUCUGCAACUCAUCAAUGAAAUGGAAAAAAUUGAUCAAAUGGAAUUCAAUGUUCUGCAACCAUCACCCUUAAAUGAAAAAGUGCUGAAAGAAAAACGAAAAAAAUUGAGAGAUACCCUUGACCGAGUGAUGAAGAUGUAUAUCAAGGAUGACCCUGACCGGUGGGAAGAGUUGAAAAGGGCAGAACAUGAUUACGAAAAACGCAGGAGCACUUUGCUGGCCCAUUAUGAUUCUGUGAAACAUGCCCAACAAGUUAUUGUUGAUGAUAUUCCUCUUCCACAAUUGGGGACUGAUUCUUUGGCUAAUUUUGCCGGAGGUAUACCGUCACAAAUUCCUUUACCACCUAUGAUGACAUCACUUCCAGAAAUUGGACUUCCUCCACCCCCGCCUGCUACGGGGAUUCUAAGGAAGCGCUCUGUUUACAGCCCUCCUCAUCCAACGAGGUCCAAAUCACCUCCAGGUGUUCCUCCUGGACCUCCACCAGAUUUUAGCGAUGAUGAGAUAAUUGAUGCUAGUGCACAAGAUGAACCAAAUCUGAAUAAAGAUACCAAGAAAAUCAAAAUGAGACGAAAAAUAAGGUUUGCAGGAAAUAACGAUGAAUCCGACUCAGAGGAUGCUGAUGAGUCAGAUGAAGAGAGAAAUGAAAACGAAGAUGAUUCCAAUAGAUUGAGGCCCACAAGUUUGCAGCAAAAAAUGUUAGCCAUGGCUGGUCAAGAUAUUGAUUCUUUUAUGAAAGAGAUUGAAGAGGUCCACAAAAGUAGAUCAUCUGGUAAUGAAAACUCAGAUCAACUAGAUUCACAAGAUCCAUUUUUGUUCCCUCCAACUGGUUUACUGCCACCAGGAUUACCUCCAGCCCCUCCACUAGUAGUUCCACCACCUUUGAUAGGUGGAAUGAUAAGAUUACCACCAGGCCCACCGCCAGGACGGCCUCCUACCAUGCCGCCAGGACCACCUCCUGGUUUACCUCCCUCCAGAUUAAUGAACAUUCGAUUACCACCUGGACCACCACCAGGAAUGCCUCCAAGGAUGAUAAGAUUUCCCACUGGUAUUCCUCUGCCACCCAUGGCUGGGCCUCCUCCGUUGUUCCCCAUGAACUCGGUCGGAUCUGCAUCGACUGCAACUCCUAACGUUCUGUCAGCGGCUCCGCAGCUCAUUAACAGAUCCUCUGAAAGUACCGCAACAAGUAAAUCUGGCACAACUAUUGAAGCUAAAGCUCAAAUAAGAAAUCUAAGUGCUGAUGUAACAAGAUUUGUACCAACUGCUUUGCGAGUGAAGAAAGAUGAUAUCAAGUCUAAUGCCAAGACCAAAACAACGGAAAAAUCGAAUGUUAGCAGUGUGCUCCAGUCAACAGAAGCCAAGUUUGAAAAAGCGAUACCUAGUCAGAAUGCAGGCAAAAACACUCAACAGACGAAGGAUGAUGCUUACAUGCAGUUCAUGAAAGAAAUGCAAGGUCUAUUGUAAAUUAUGUAUUUCAGCGAUUCAAACUAAAGCUCCCUCGUUUGAGUGUGUGACUCUUGAGAGAGAUUGAAUUCAAAAAGUGAGAAUUUUGGGAAGGAGGCACUUUAUAUCGUUCUUUCAUAACACUGAGUUUUGACUAAUUCUUGAAAAAUUCAUCCAUUCAAUAAAAUGCAAAUUGAUGUUUUCAUCAUGUACACAUUUUGUAAAUUCACAAUUCAAGGAAACUUGUUCUCGUCUUAUCUUGUAAAUUAAUUGUAAUCGAUGAAUUGUACUAAAGUUUUAUCUUCGAGAUUUUGAAGAAUUAGACAAAGACGGAUCAGCAGCAGGAACAGAAAAGGCAUUAUGAUUUUUCCGAGGAUUUUUGGAGGGGAAUAAUGAUGUUGCCACUCCUUUGUCACCAUUGCAAGGCUUUCAUGAGACUCCAAAGGAUGGCCAAUAAAUCCUAAGAUAACUAUCUGAAGACCAGAAGAUGAGCGGAAAGUAUUAAAAAAACAUCAAGCUGUUGAUAAAAUUAGCUCAACUGAAGUGACUGAGCCAAACCUGCGGCUUCAUUUAUAUUCUGUUGUACCCUUAAUUCUAUUCCCCACUCAACUGUUCAUUUGCAGAAUCUAGCGCUUUCUCUUUUGCACAAAUACUACCUGUCCAUUGAUCCUGUGACCCAAUGGUUCAGAAAUCUCACUGGUCUCCUUUUUUAGGUAUAAACAGGAAUCGUGAUCUUGAAAUUUCAAUUUUUAAAUUGAUUCCAUCUUCUUGUGAAAGGACGAAUUUUUUAGAAAAAUCAUCUGUCAUUGUCCUUUUUCAAUUGAUUAUAACAUCAAAAUGCUUAGUAUAUUCAUAACUAGUGCCUCCUCCAAAGAUUUUAUUUCAUGUGAUUUUCACAGUGACCUAGGUACCUAAACAUCCUCCUGGAUAACGCUUUGUCUCAUUUUUAAGAAAAUAAGUAAAACAUUAUUUUAAAAGUUGUUCUAUUGAAAAACUUAUAGAAUGCCUGAUUCAUGAUUACAAAUUCCUUGUCAUUUGACUGUUCAAA
Messenger RNA from Bemisia tabaci, 2911 nucleotides. RefSeq lists its product as uncharacterized. NCBI's taxonomy places the organism in Eukaryota, Metazoa, Arthropoda, Insecta, Hemiptera, Aleyrodidae. Gene Ontology annotation, biological process: RNA processing. The record is from RefSeq and is a predicted model, not a curated record. Gene Ontology annotation, cellular component: spliceosomal complex.